Molecule: messenger RNA, 2777 nt
Organism: Oncorhynchus gorbuscha (pink salmon)
Lineage: Eukaryota; Metazoa; Chordata; Actinopteri; Salmoniformes; Salmonidae
Product: hepatocyte nuclear factor 4-beta-like
Exons: 10
Coding region: 491-1912 (473 amino acids)
Biological process (GO): anatomical structure development; cell differentiation; positive regulation of transcription by RNA polymerase II
Molecular function (GO): nuclear receptor activity; RNA polymerase II cis-regulatory region sequence-specific DNA binding; zinc ion binding
Source: RefSeq, a predicted model, not a curated record
UACAGUGGGCCAAAUCUCAGUGUCUCUCUCUUUCCCUCCUUUGGAAGGCUGUUUGGCAUCUGUCACACUGAUCUGGAACAUUAGCUACCAGCUAAAUACAUACUGGAUAACUUGUUCUGUUAUACAACCUGAGUAAGAACUGCCUGCCAGGAAUACUGGCAUGAGAAAAGGAAGAAUCUAAAAGGUGCAUAUGAUUCACUGGGCCAAGGAAAACAUCAGCACAGGACAGGAACCAGGACUUUGGAGGCCUGUGACCGAGUGGAGGAAUAGCGGUGUCACACAGAAUGACAACACAUUGAUUUACCUGAGCUAGACAGUCAGGAAGACACAGAGAGGAAUUAAGUGAUUGUGCUGACAAAAGUGGCUAAUUUUGGAACAGAGUGGUGAACUGAAGAAGAAGAUCGUGCAGCAGUCUGCUCUGGUUCCUUUGCUCAUAUAAAUAGACUUUUGUUUGGGCCUAGUGUGGCCUCCUGAAGCAGUGACCAGAACCAUGAAGCUGUCAGGGAAUGUGCUGGAUCUGGACUCCACAGACUACAGCACCACCCUUGAUCCCUCCUACACCAUGCUGGAGUUUGACAACCUCAGGGUGUUUCCUGUAGAGACAGAGUUGAUGAUGCCGGAGCCUGCCCCUCUGCUGCCACAGACCAAUGGGAGCGUGUGUUCCAUAUGUGCAGACAGGGCCACAGGUAAACACUAUGGUGCUUCCAGCUGUGAUGGCUGCAAGGGCUUCUUCAGGAGGAGCGUCAGGAAGAACCACGCCUACACCUGCAGGUUCAGCAGGCAAUGUGUUGUGGACAAAGACAAGAGAAACCAAUGCCGUUACUGCAGGCUUCGGAAAUGUUUCCGAGCAGGCAUGAGAAAGGAAGCCGUGCAGAACGAACGGGACCGCAUCAGCAGCCGCAGAGGAGAGGGACAGGGGCUGGGCACUCUGUCCAUCAGCGUACUGUUACAGGCAGAGGCCAGCAUGCAUCAGUUUCCAGCCCUGACCUCCCCUAUGAGCUGUGACAUCAACACCAAGAAGAUAGCGCUCGUGGGGGACGUGUGUGAGUCCAUGAAGCAGCAGCUCCUCCUGCUGGUGCAGUGGGCCAAGCGCAUCCCCGAGUUCUGCAGCCUCCCCGUUGACGACAGGGUAUCCCUGUUACGAGCCCACUCUGCUGAACACCUCAUCCUAGGGGUGGCUCAACGCUCCCUGCCUUACAAUGACAUUAUCCUUCUGGGUAAUUACUUUGUGAUCCCAGUGAGCGGUCCUGAGGUGGAGGUGUCCAGGGUGGCUGCCCGGAUCCUGGAGGAGCUGGUCAAGCCUCUGAGAGAGCUGGACAUCACCAACAGCGAGUUUGCCUGCCUUAAAACCAUAGUCUUCUUCAGUCCUGACUGCCCAGGGCUGGAGGCCCCUCAGACAGUGCGGCAGCUGCGUUUCCAGGCCCAGGUGCUGCUGGACGAGGCCACCUGUGAACAGCGGGGGCGUUUUGGGGAGCUGCUGCUGAUUCUGCCCCCCCUGCAGAGUGUGGCCUGGCAGAUGGUGGAGACCCUGCAGCUGGCCAGGCUCCUGGGGGAGCCCAGCGUGGACAGCCUGCUGCAGGAGAUGCUGCUGGGAGAGGGGGCCACUGGGGGCCUGGGACAACGCACAGGGCACGGUACACUCCAGAGGGGAGAUACUUACAGUUCUAACUCAAAUGUAAUGACGUUCCCCCAACCCCAAGAUCACACCCUGUCUCGGGACCUACUAGGAGGCCAUGUCGGGUUGCCGAGCAACUUCACAUCAGUCAUCCUACCUGUCCCUAGCUCUCUGCCUGUUUUGCCUCUAGUGCCCACACAGACUGGCACUGAGGUGUACAGACAUGGAGAGGGGGCAGACAUGCCCAUAGAGUCUGCCCACAGCAUGCCCAUGGCUCCUGUCCACACCUGCCUCUGAGAAGCAGACCAAGCAGCAGCAGCUACUCAACCAGAGAGGAGAAAAAAAAGCUGUGGUCUAAACAUGCUGGCACACACACACACACACACACACACACACACACACACACACACACACACACACACACACACACACACACACACACACACACACACACACACACACACACGCACGCACGCACGCACGCACGCACGCACGCACACACACACACACACAUCCAAUCUAGCCCACGGUUGGUUUGAGUAAAAUUGUUUUUUUUUGGAGGGGGAAAAAUGAUAAUGGACCUGCAGUUUCUUGACUGUGUCCAGCUCCCUGAUAACCACAGCGAGGAAAUACAACACAUUUUCAUUGCAGCCCUUGGAACCUCAUUGAAGACCGAUUGUGGCCCCUGGGGCAAAAUGAGUUUGCCACCCCUGACCUGGUGUUGGUGCAUCCAGGCCGUGCUAUUACAUGAUUACAACAUGAAGUAGGGGCUGUUACAUGGACACUAGUAACCCAAAAAUGGACUCUGACUCAACCAGCCAGUCCUCUCCCUUAUCCACCUUUGCACAAUGCACAUUACACACAGGGAAUAUGAUGCACACAAUUAAUAAUUGAUCAGGAAUUGUUCUUUAUGUUAAACAUUCACUGACAAUUCAAAUCAUCAAAGCAAUAAAGACCACAGCUCAAUAGUAUGUUAUCUUUAUUAGAUCAUUGUUGGGUGAGUGAGCUGUGUUGGCUUGUUAAUUAAUCACAUAGUGAUGUGACAGUGAAGUAAGAACAAGUUCAUGUUUUUAAUUCCAUGCAGAUGUUGGUACUGUUAAACAUUUUAAAGUUACUCGUACAAAUGUUUUUUUUUUUAAUGGAAAUAAAUGAAAACACUUGA